GGACUUGAGCUGAAGGACGGGAACCUCACGCCUCAAGUUCCCGAAUCAUCCCGACUUCACUCUCUCUCUUCCCCUGGGAUCCAGAACCUCCACCCUUCUUCUAGGCUCGCUGGCUCGUGGCCAAGGAGCUCGCGCGCCGCCUCCGCCCCGAGCGCAAACAGCUGUUCCCCGAGACGUCGCCGCCCUCAACUUUGCCAACUAGUCCGCACGCCCUUUGACCAGCGGAGCAACCCGGACCUGUAGGCUGGGGGCCGUUGGCGGAGUUAAAAAAAGAAAGGUGAAACAGCUGGUUUCGGGGCCGCGAGUUGCUGGGCUUUGCCUCAGAACUUUCCGGAGGCGGCGGAGUGGCCCCGCCCCGCCCCCGCGACGCCCGCGCGCACGGGCUGUGCUAGUUUCUUCGCUCCGAGAGCGCGUGGGCAGCGGCGGCGGCGGCUCCAGCGGCGCAAAGGCGACAGGGGGGAGCGGCGGCGCGGGCAAGUGGAGCAGAGGCAGCGGUAGCGCCUGCGUCUGUCAGGUUACUUCUGGCUGCUGCUUUGAGAGAAUGUUGUAGGGAAAGAAGAAUAGAAGCAGGAAGACUCUGAAGUGAUGCAGAUGAGAGCGGAAGGUGGUUUGCAGCGUGAGAGUAGCAAUGAAGUUGAAUGAUUUUCGGAUUUUAUAUAUGUUUUGAAGAUUGAACCAACAGGAUUUUUUCGACAGGUUGGAUAUGACUAGAGGACUGAAAGAAGAGUCAGUGGCCAAGGUUUUUGUUGUGAGCAGCUAGAAGUGUUGAAUCUCUACCAAGACAACUGGAGACAACUGGGUAGAGUAGGUUUUGGAGGGAAGAUCAGGAAUUCAGAUUUGGAUGAGGCCAAGAAGUUCUAAAGAAGAAAAAUUUCAGAAAAAUUGCCUCUGUUUGAGUGGAAUAUCAGUGAACCAAGGAAACCUGUAGUGCCGUCCUGAAAGAAAACCUGGUCUACAGUAACUUAACAGACUUAGCUGAGGGUUUUUUACCCAAAUUGGUCACUGGAUUCUGCUGCCUCAUACUUGAACCUGCUUGGAAUUUUUCUCAUGUGGAUCUAAGGGGAAUGUUUUAUUAUGGCUGCUGUUGUCCAACAGAACGACCUAGUGUUUGAAUUUGCUAGUAACGUCAUGGAGGAUGAACAACAGCUUGGUGAUCCAGCUAUUUUUCCUGCUGUAAUUGUGGAACAUGUUCCUGGUGCUGAUAUUCUCAAUAGUUAUGCGGGUCUAGCCUGUGUGGAAGAGCCCAAUGACAUGAUUACUGAGAGCUCCCUGGAUGUUGCCGAGGAAGAAAUCAUAGAUGAAGAUGACGAUGACAUCACGCUCACAGUUGAAGCCUCCUGUCAUAAUGGGGAUGAGACGAUUGAAACAAUUGAGGCUGCUGAGGCGCUCCUCAAUAUGGAUUCUCCUGGCCCUAUGUUGGAUGAAAAACGAAUAAAUAAUAAUAUAUUUAGUUCAUCUGAAGAUGACAUUGUUGUUGCCCCAAUCACCCAUGUAUCCGUCACAUUAGAUGGGAUUCCUGAAGUGGUGGAAACUCAGCAGGUUCAAGAGACCUAUGCACACUCACCAGGAACAUCGUCACCAGAACAACCUAAGAGAAAGAAAGGGAGAAAAACAAAACCUCCACGACCAGAUUCCCCAGCCACUACGCCGAACAUAUCUGUGAAGAAGAAAAAUAAAGAUGGUAAGGGAAACACAAUUUAUCUUUGGGAGUUUUUACUGGCACUGCUCCAGGACAAAGCUACUUGUCCUAAAUAUAUCAAAUGGACCCAGCGAGAAAAAGGCAUUUUUAAACUGGUAGAUUCCAAAGCAGUAUCCAGGUUGUGGGGAAAGCACAAAAACAAACCUGACAUGAAUUACGAGACCAUGGGAAGAGCUCUCAGGUACUAUUACCAAAGGGGUAUUCUGGCAAAAGUGGAAGGUCAGCGCUUGGUGUAUCAGUUCAAGGAAAUGCCAAAAGAUCUUAUUUAUAUAGAUGAUGAGGAUCCUGGUUCCAGCAUAGAGUCUUCAGAUCCAUCACUGUCUUCAACAACUACUUCAAGUAGGAGCCAAGCAAGCAGAUCGAGAGUAUCCUCAAGUCCAGGGAUAAAAGGAGGAGCCACUACAGUUCUAAAGCCGGGAAAUUCUAAAGCUACAAAACCCAAAGAUCCUGCAGAAGCUGCACAGCCAUCAGAAGUUCUGAGGACAGUGCAGCCCACACAGUCUCCAUAUCCUACCCAGCUCUUCCGGACUAUUCAUGUAGUACAGCCAGUACAAGCUGUCCCAGAAGGAGAAGCAACCGUAACCAGUAGCAUGCAGGAUGAAACAUUAAAUUCUUCCGUUCAGAGUAUUAGGACUAUACAGGCUCCAACCCAAGUUCCAGUGGUUGUGUCUCCUGGGAAUCAGCAUUUGCAUACAGUAACACUCCAGACAGUGCCAAUCACAACAGUGAUAGCCAGCACAGAUCCAUCAUCAGGUGCUGGAUCUCAGAAAUUUAUUUUACAAGCCAUUCCAUCCUCACAGCCCAUGACAGUACUGAAAGAAAAUGUCAUGCUGCAGUCACAGAAGCCAGGCUCCCCUCCUUCGAUUGUCUUGAGCCCUGCCCAUGUACAGCAGGUACUUACUAGCAAUGUUCAAUCGAUUUGCAAUGGAACCGUCAGUAUGGCUUCAUCUCCGUCCUUCAGUGCUACUACUCCUGUGGUGACCUUUUCUCCUCGAAGUUCACAACUUGUUGCUCACCCACCUGGCACUGUAAUCACUUCGGUUAUCAAAGCUCAAGAAACAAAAACUCUUAUACAGGAAGUAGAGAAAAAGGAAGUUGAAGAUCAUUUGAAAGAAGACAUUGAGAAGACUGAGCAACAGCCACAGCCUUAUGUGAUGGUGGUAUCCAAUUCCAAUGGAUUUGCCUCUCAGGUAGCUGUGAAACAAAAUGAAUUGCUGGAACCCAACUCUUUUUAAUUAAUAUACCAAAGGAAUUAUGGAUGAUUGUUUUUUAAUUGAACAUUUCCAGUUGUAUUCAAACUGAUUCUAAGAUAAAUUCUACAGAUGUUCCUAAUUUUGUAGUUAAUUGUUAAAAAUAUUAAUUUAGAGUUAAUUUUGACUUUGUUAGAUGAGGGAGGGUACCCAAGUGUUUCUCUUUGUUGUGCAAAUGUUUCAGAAUUCAAUUGUGAAGGAACAGGCAUUUUAUACUAUGAAGACCUUCUUUUCAGAUUUUUUUCAGUUGCUAUACCAUAAGCAUUUUUUAAGUUUCUUUUUUAAUUUUACAUGGUAUUAGUUUUUCUGAUUCUUUUGUAAAUACAGUACUUAAAUACAAGGCAACAGGAGAUUUAUAUAGGAACCAUUUUCAUUCCACUUGCCUAAGUUAAAGUCUUGACCCUUUCAAAUGCAAGACAGCUAUUUUAUACUUUGUUAAAAUUAUGAUUUCAGUUAGAUUGACUUUAGUUGGUUGCACUGUAUAAGGAACUAUGAAGAUGUAGAAAACAACAUUAAAAAUUGAAAGUUGCCUAUGAUACGGCUGAACCUGUUUCAGAAGCAGGAUAGUAUAAAAGCGUCAGCCUAAGAGUGGCUCUUCUGCUAAUUAGUUGUGUGAUGUUGGGCAAAGCCACUGGAUCUUUUUGGGCCUCAGUUCUCCCAUAAAAGGAAGGGAUAUGUUGGAUUAGAUGAGAUGAUCUUCAGGCUCCUUUCUGGUUCUAAAUUUAAUGAUUCUAGCUCCUAUAUUUUAAAGUUAUAUCAACUAAAACAUUAUCAGCUUAUUUCUUAAUGUAAAUAUGGCUAACAUAUUGCAGAAAAAUAACUGGCCCUACAACCUACAAAAUUCAUUCUUCUGUUAUCUGUAAGAUCUGCUAUGUAUCUGAAUUCUUCCUAAAUCCUGUGUUCAUUAACUUUUUAGGCCACUGUGUACCGUGGCCCAUCAGUAAACUUACAUUGCUGAGUGCUAAAUGAUGUACUGCCAUUCUGAAAGAGUCAAGGAUCUUUCUUAAGGGCCCAGAAAGCAACCACACCUUGGGCUCAUCUGGCUGAGUAGUCAGUUGCUAUAAAAGCAUAAUUGCUUUAUAUUUUGGAUCAUUUUUUUAUUGGGAGUUGGGGGGGGUUGCGUACAAAGAUAAUAUACAUAUAUAUCUGAGUCUCGGAAAUGAAAUAGUUUUUAGAUUACUUUUCAACUGUAAAUAAUGUACAUUUAAUUUCACAAGAAAAAUUGUUUUCUGCAAAUUUUCUAGUACAGCAAAGGAGAAACUUUUGUAGAUGAAAAAAAUCAUGUUUAGAGGUUUCUUGUUCUAUGUUUUCAUAUUACAGAGUGAAUUUGUAUUUAAGCAAAAAUUUAAAUUUUGGAAGCCUCUAAACGUUUUUGUAUCUUUAAUUGGUUUAUUAUUAAAUAAAUCAUGUAAAAGUU
Molecule: messenger RNA, 4366 nt
Organism: Prionailurus viverrinus (fishing cat)
Lineage: Eukaryota; Metazoa; Chordata; Mammalia; Carnivora; Felidae
Gene: ELF1
Product: E74 like ETS transcription factor 1
Exons: 10
Coding region: 1075-2934 (619 amino acids)
Biological process (GO): regulation of transcription by RNA polymerase II; cell differentiation
Cellular component (GO): nucleus
Molecular function (GO): DNA-binding transcription factor activity, RNA polymerase II-specific; sequence-specific DNA binding
Source: RefSeq, a predicted model, not a curated record